Molecule: messenger RNA, 1560 nt
Organism: Olea europaea var. sylvestris
Lineage: Eukaryota; Viridiplantae; Streptophyta; Magnoliopsida; Lamiales; Oleaceae
Product: G-type lectin S-receptor-like serine/threonine-protein kinase SD1-1
Exons: 7
Coding region: 92-1189 (365 amino acids)
Biological process (GO): protein phosphorylation
Molecular function (GO): ATP binding; protein serine/threonine kinase activity
Source: RefSeq, a predicted model, not a curated record
UUCUUCCGAGCGAGAUUCGAAAGGAAAGAGAAACAUACUCGUAGCAACAUUGACAUCAUCGAUUGGAGUGGUUAUUCUUGGCCUGAGUUUGAUGCUGUACUUUUGGAAGAGGUCCAAGAUGAAGAAGAAUGAGCCAACGGGGAAAAUAGGUGGAACUCAUAGUGAAAGUCAUGAAAAAGACUUGGAUCUCCCGUUGUUUGGCUUAUAUACAAUCUCGAAAGCUACCAAUAACUUUUCAAUCGAUAACAAGCUUGGAGAGGGUGGAUUUGGACCUGUUUAUAAGGGAAUGCUGGAAGAGGGACAAGACAUUGCGGUGAAAAGGUUGUCAAAAACUUCCAUGCAAGGACUUGAUGAAUUCAAAAAUGAAGUUAUCUGUAUCGCCAAACUUCAGCAUCGAAAUCUCGUGAGACUUCUAGGGUGCUGCAUUCAAGGAGAAGAAAUCAUGUUGAUUUAUGAAUACAUGCCAAACAAAAGCCUAGACUUAUUUCUAUUUGAUCAAACAAAAAGUAAAUUACUUGAUUGGGAAAAGCGCUUCCAAAUUGUUAAUGGAAUUGCCAGAGGAAUUAUGUAUCUUCAUCAAGAUUCCCGGUUGAGAAUUAUCCACAGAGAUCUCAAAGCAAGCAACAUACUGCUAGAUACUGACAUGAAUCCUAAGAUAUCAGAUUUUGGCAUUGCUAGAAGUUUUCGAGGGAAUGAAACCGAAGAUAAGACAAACCGAGUGGUUGGAACUUAUGGUUAUAUGUCACCAGAAUAUGCAGUGCAUGGUCGAUACUCAAUAAAAUCAGAUGUAUUUAGCUUUGGCGUUCUACUGCUAGAAAUUGUGAGUGGGAAGAGAAAUAGUGGAUUUUCUAAGGGAAAUCAGCAUCUCGAUCUUCUUGGACAUGCUUGGACACUCUAUAAAGAUGGAAAGUCAUUGGAACUAGAUGACGCUUAUAUAUGUGACUCGGCUAAUCUAUCUGAGGUGCAAAGAUUGAUCCAUGUCGGUUUGUUAUGUGUGCAAAAACGUCCAGAUGAUAGGCCAUGCAUGACUACAGUGGUUGCAUUGUUGAGCAAUGAGGGUAAAUUGCCCAAGGCAAAUCAGCCUGGUUUUUUCACAGAAGGUGAUGCAUUUGUAGAUGAAGGUACAACUAGCAGGAAUGAAGCCAGUUCAACCAAUGAAAUCACGAUUACACAGCUGGAAGCACGAUAGAGAGAAUAUGCUUUAAAUUAUUUCUCACAAAGUUCACUGAAACUAGGAGGCAAAUAUAAUGACGAUUAAGAAAUGAAUUUUUCGUGGAAUGGUGAUCAUGUUAGAGACAAAUAUUAGAAUGUUGAAUAAAAAUAUUAAUCUAAAGAAAAUUACCUGGCAAACAGACAAUCCUUUGCCAUGUUAAUCGGGUAAAUGAUUCCUUUGCUUUGGUAGUUGGCUUUGAUUUCAAGAAAUAAGUUGAUUGUCACCCCAUCAUAUAAUUGAAACCAAUGCCUUGUAUAAUGUGUUUUGUUAAUUUCUUGUUAACAAUGGAUAGAGAACUGGUUAUCUUGUUAGACUUUGUGGAUUCAAUUUAUGAAUGUGCAUUAGCA